Messenger RNA from Monomorium pharaonis (pharaoh ant), 1187 nucleotides. RefSeq lists its product as uncharacterized. NCBI's taxonomy places the organism in Eukaryota, Metazoa, Arthropoda, Insecta, Hymenoptera, Formicidae. The record is from RefSeq and is a predicted model, not a curated record. The transcript has 3 exons. Gene Ontology annotation, molecular function: sequence-specific DNA binding. Bases 605 to 1048 code for a protein of 147 amino acids.
GGGAGAGCGAUACUUUUUUCUUGCAGAUUCGUGUUCUACGCAUCGAAAUACACAAAAUAGUGAAAUUACAACCAAAUCGAUGAGAAAACCCUCUUCUUGAUAAUUACCGGGAUUUGUACUGUUGUAUCCUUGUUUAACGUUUGAACAACAAGGAUGAACGAUAUACCAUGCGCAUGAAACGGAGCGCACCCUUAUGUAUCGUGAUUGGUGAUCGAGUCCACGCCGGCGCGUGUUGAUCGAGUCAAAAAGGAUCAGAUAGGCCGGAAUUCAUAGUCGAAUCUUAUUCAAGUUCCAGCUUAAGCACGAUCUUGAGACGUCAAUGCUGUUAUUUCAUUGGUUAAGUAAGUCUCAAGUCGGCUCGAAGCUAGACUUAAGGCAAUGCUUAAGCUUAAGAUCGGUCUAUGAAUCCCGUCCAUAGAGUGGAAGCUGGCCGUGUCCGCGAUUCGCGCCAUCUAGCAGUUCGGAGACUUACUACGUACAAUUCUUUCUCUCUCUCACAAAGCUUUGCUCUCUCACUCCUUCAAGAUAACCUCCACUUUAACCGUUGCGCUUUGUCGUUGACAGCAAGUUGGCAAUAAAUUACAUUGUAAAAAAUAAGAAAAAAAUGACCCUGCGGUGCUACGUCAAAAAUUGCAACAAGAAUAAUAAGGUUAACAAAGAUGUAUCUUUUUUUCAACAGCCGACAAAUUCUGAACUGAGAAAGAAAUGGCAGGAAUUUGCUGGUGUACAAGGGGAUCCUCUAAAUCAUCUCCGUAUUUGUUCGGAUCAUUUUGAAUCAAAAUGUAUCAGGAAAAAAUAUCCAAGGCCGCUGCUUGUUCGUGGAGCGAUGCCUACCAUUAAACCUCAUCGCAAGUCUCCAUCACCACCAGUUAUCAAGUAUCACAAGGACAAAGUGAAGAUUUAUAGAUCGGCCCUUGAAGGAGAUUGUUUUUAUACAUCGAAGAGAGUGGUUUUGGAUAUACAAAGAGCAACUGUAGAACCACCAACAAUAAUUAACAUUGAAACCAACGAUAACAUCAAGAUUGUGCUAUCAGGUGAAAAAAUAUAAUGGUAAAAAGUGAAAAGGAAUGUUGAAUUUUUUAUCAGCUUUCGACAAUUGUACAUAGAAUCUCAUCCACUGAUUUUCACAUUCCGAUAAUUGUACAUAUUUUGUAAUACGUCAUAUUGUUGAAAUAAAUAACAAAAUA